AUGGGUGUUACACUUAAAUAUAAUUCCAGUAUUACGAAGGAGAAAAUCAUCAUUUUAUCUGUGGCUGGACUAGUUCUCAGUAUAUUAGUCCUUGUUGGAGCCGUUUUCUUCAUCCCAGGUGAAUAUUCAACAAAGAGGACCAGUGGACUUGGUUUAAUUGUAGCUUCUACAGUAAUACUAAUAUUACUUCAGAUCUCUAUGUUUAUGAUAGCUCCAGCUAAAAGGAAGCUCCCCAUCAGCAUCAUCUUAUUGUUCGUUCAGGUGCUGGGCCUUUUGAUCUCUGUGGUCGGACUAAGCCUCUGUGUCUCAGAGUGCAUCCCAGUGCAUGGUUCUCUUCUGAUUUCAGGUUUGGGUAUUACAACCUUAGGGGCAUUACUUGGAUUAGUUUAUAUGAUAUUUGUUGACUGGACUGGUUAUAGGCCUUGA
Messenger RNA from Myotis daubentonii (Daubenton's bat), 426 nucleotides. RefSeq names its product leukocyte surface antigen CD47-like. Gene Ontology annotation, cellular component: plasma membrane; extracellular exosome. The coding region runs from base 1 to 426 and encodes 141 amino acids. Gene Ontology annotation, molecular function: thrombospondin receptor activity. Gene Ontology annotation, biological process: positive regulation of inflammatory response; positive regulation of cell-cell adhesion; positive regulation of phagocytosis. Lineage: Eukaryota; Metazoa; Chordata; Mammalia; Chiroptera; Vespertilionidae. The record is from RefSeq and is a predicted model, not a curated record. The transcript is spliced from 6 exons.